This is a messenger RNA of Trametes versicolor FP-101664 SS1, 255 nucleotides long. RefSeq lists its product as uncharacterized. NCBI's taxonomy places the organism in Eukaryota, Fungi, Basidiomycota, Agaricomycetes, Polyporales, Polyporaceae. The record is from RefSeq and is a predicted model, not a curated record. The transcript has a single exon. The annotation marks the transcript as partial.
CAGGUCUUCGGGGUCACUUGCGACAACGCUGAGAGCAAUACUACAAUGCUCAAAGAAAUGCACGUUCUCGUGCCGAAGUCCCAUGGAGAACUAGUACGCGUACGGUGCUUCGGGCACGUACUCAAUCUUGUUGUUAAGGUGAGUGCACCCGUUCAGUGUGUGUUCUUCGCUGAUAUCUUUCACAUAGGCUAUUCUCUCGCAGUUCGCGAAGCCCAAGCCUCGUCACGUCGCCAAUGCCACACAAACUGGCUCUGA